AGACCAAAGCGCGUACUCGCAGAAGGACGCGUGACGUCACACGCAGAGGAAGACAAGACUGGAGAAAUGGCGUGCCGCUAAUCGCUUCUUAAAACAUUUCGUUCGUACAUUUUGUGUCAACUGGACCUUCUCCUUUCUCGUAUGGAUUAAGCGAUCACCGUGGAUUAGUAGCGACUCGUCUCAUUUCAAUCGAACAAAAUGGCCGCUAAUAUGUACAGAGUCGGAGAUCACGUCUACUUCGAAACGUCGGCGUCGGGCCCUUAUCAAAUUCGAAGGAUAGAAGAGUUAAAUAAAACUGCAAAUGGGAAUGUUGAAGCAAAAGUUAUGUGUUACUUUCGACGACGGGAGAUUGCUGCCAAUCUCGUGUCUUUGGCUGACAAACAUCAAUCCGCUUUGGAAGAAGAAAGUGAAGAGAGGGGUAAAGAAGAGUUAAAUGAUUCGGAAAAGCACAUGGUUAAACACAGGGAAUUGUUCCUUUCACGACAGAUAGAUACUUUGCCGGCCACGCAUAUUCGCGGAAAAUGCUCUGUAACACUGCUAAAUGAGACCGAAUCUCUGCAAUCAUAUUUAAAUAGAGACGAUGCAUUCUUUUACGCUCUAGUCUAUGAUCCGAACCAAAAGACAUUAUUAGCAGAUAAGGGUGAGAUUCGGGUGGGUAUAAAAUAUCAGGUCGCCGAAAUACCUCCAAUGUUGGAUGAGAGAGAGCCUGAUCCUCGAGAAAAAGAAAUUUUAGAAUACUUGGAAUGGCGACCUGAUGUCCUAUCAGGCGAACAGGUCGACCAAUUUACCGUUGUUGCCAGAUCGGUGGGAACAUUUGCUCGUGCCCUUGAUUGUACAUCCACAGUUCGUCAACCAAGUUUGCAUAUGAGUGCCGCCGCAGCAUCCAGGGAUGUUACCCUCUUACAUGCUAUGAAAGUUUUGCAUGAAACCGAGUACGACGUCGGUUGUGCUUUAGCAGCACUUGUUCCAUCAGGUGGCCCAGUUUUAUGUAGAGAUGAAAUGGAAGAGUGGGCAGCCAGUGAAGCUAACUUGUUUGAAGAAGCAAUGGAAAAAUAUGGAAAAGAUUUCCAUGAUAUUCGCCACGACUUUUUACCUUGGAAAACAUUGAACAGUUUGGUCGAAUAUUACUACAUGUGGAAAACAACAGAUCGUUUCGUUCAACAAAAGCGUAUUAAAGCUACUGAAUCAGAAAGCAAAUUGAAACAAGUUUAUAUACCGACUUAUAACAAGCCCAAUCCUUUGCUGAUCAACAACAGUAAUGAUAGCAAAGCUUGUGAAAGCUGUUCAACGACCAAUGGUAAACAAUGGUAUGCAUGGGGUCCCUCUACAAACAAUCUCCGGUUGUGCGACUUAUGUUGGGUGUACUGGAAGAAGUAUGGAGGUUUAAAAACCCCUUCACGAACUGUUGAUGAAAGAACAGUCAGCGCCAACACUCGAGUUUCAGAAAGAAUUAUUGCCCAACCCCCUUGUACUCCUGUUAUGAAAUCGCAUAGGUGUACUUAUUCUAAUUGCAACAAAGAGUUUAAAAUGAAGCCACAGUUGAAUAAGCAUAUGGAAAAGGCACACGGAGUUGCUAUGAGACCGACUAGUCCAAAUUUGAAACCGUCAAUGAAACCAAGAACAGCUUUCUGUCUGCACACCACAGGUCUUACACGCUUAUCGAGGCGAUUGUGUGCUGAUAAACUCAACUUGUCUCGAGCGGCUCGAAAUCCUUUCCAACCUAUUAACAUAACGGUUAUCAAACAAGUUUGUCAGCAGCGAUUGUCGCAAGCACCACUACGACCAUUGCCUCGAAAAGCCUCCCAACCAAGUGAAACAAUCCUUCAACGACUCGGCAUUGAUACCACGCAAACUCCAGCAAUUUUAAAUCGACAGAAUUUAAAGCCGCCUGUUACACAUUUAGCUUUCCCAAAACCCGACAAAAUGCCACUGCCUCGUCUUCGAGCUGCUAGUCCUAACAUGAACAACUCGAUAAAGCGUCCUCAUGAAAACGGUAUAGACUCUAUUGUCGACCCAAAAAGGAAUUCAGUGAAUUCCGUUAUUCGACAUCCCGGCGGAAUCCGUACAGGAUCCCCUCAUCACCGAAAUACGGUUAUCAAUCAAAUCAACGGACGGUCCCACUCAAACACUCAGACGUCUAAGUUUUUGCCGAAAGCUACAAGCAUAUUGAAAAGAGGCGUAUUAAUGUGGGUUGAUUCACAGGACGAUGUACUAUUCAUAGCUACUGAUUCAACAAAAAAAAUUCGCCGCCAACUUACUGCCGCCCAAUUGAAACGCGCAGGACGUAAACCUUGGCGCAGACUACCAGGCGUUCGUACUCCUUUGUCUAUCACCGAACAACGCGCCUCCGCUGGUCCUACGGCUGCUCCUCUUGUCAAACAGGACGUUGUAGUUGUCGAAUAG
Molecule: messenger RNA, 2403 nt
Organism: Dimorphilus gyrociliatus
Lineage: Eukaryota; Metazoa; Annelida; Polychaeta; Dinophilidae
Source: the annotation of a GenBank genome assembly